AUGGAUCACGUAUUCAUUUUGUCCGAUUACUGUAAAAUAAUCUCUAAUUCACUAAUAAAAGACCUUCCAAAUGGUAGUUUUACACUUAAAGAUAUUGAUUUUUCCAAUUGCAAUGAACUCUUUGAGCAAAAAUCGCAUAAAAGAACCGCCAGGGUAGAGUCCCGCCCCGUUUCAACUCUUUUUUCGAAUAAUUUUUAUGACGAAAAUGAGUUUGCGGUUAUUUUUGUAAAAUUCACCGAGUUUUUGUCGAAGAAUGAUUUGCCAACAAAUUGUAAAAUAGAUCUAUAUCUCUCAGUUAUAAGUUCUUGUAUAUUAAACUAUAAAAAAACGCAGCUUGUAUUUGAUACCUGCCCAGAUAUCGCAUUAUCUAUAACACUGGACCUGAUAGAGUCAAUAUGGGAAGACGAAUUCAUAUUGGAAAAGCUAUUACUUGCCUACAGAUUAAGAAAUGACUUGAUAAUUGGUAGAAAAUGCUCAAGAAUACUUUCAGAAUGUAGAAAUAACUUGAGAUUACAUUCACUUGUGAAUGAUUUAAUUCGAAUCACUGUAAAGAAUUCUAGUUUUCAUAGAAUUUUUAUACUAUCUCAACUUUCAAAUUGGUUAAAUUUAAAUGAAUUGAGUAAUUUAAUAUUAUACUCCAAGUUGAAUACUAGCGAAGGACGAGAUGCGAUUAGAGAAAUAUUGAAUGGUGAGCAGUUAAUUGAGUUUGAAAAGUUAAUUAACCCUGAAUUUCAAGAAAUAUUUAAACUUUCUGAACAUGUAUUAAACUCCAAGCCUGAGAAAAUUGAACCAAUUACAUUUUCAUUAAAAAAAGUUAAAAUUAAUAAUUUUACUCCAAACUUAAUACAAACAACAAAUCAUAUUUCAUUUUUAAGAAAUAAUAGGAAAAUAGAGGAUAAGAUAUUUGAAGAUAGUAAUAAGGAAAACCAUUUGUGGGACAAAAUUGACAAAGAAGAGGAUGAGAUAUUAUCUAAUUUGUUGUUUGGGAUUGAUUGUAGCAUAGGAGUAGUGUUGGUUGGAUCAUGUAAGAAUUAUAACAUAAGAUCAUUAUCAAAAAGGCUUGGAAUGACAGAUAAUGAAGUAAUGAGUGUAUACACAGAUGAGUCCACUGAAAUCAAGGCAUUGAUCGGUAGUUGGAUAACAGGUGAAAAUUUAGGAGAGUUUGUAUACUCAUACGGUAUUGUUUCAAGAGCAGUUAGAGAAGGGAAAUGGCUUAUUUUCGAUUCAUAUUUAUCAAAUUCGGUACUAUCUUUCCUUGUCAACCUUUGUAACUCUAAAUCACUCUAUAUAAAUGAACUGAAUGAAACCAUUGUUAUGCACGAAAAUUUUCAAAUUUUCAUUUUGAAUACUCCAGUGCUGAGCAGUGAAUUAAAAUUGUCUAAUCUUCCCAUAAUAUAUACUAAAAAGUUGGUUAAAGAUGACAUGAUUGGGAUAUGUUCCAUAAUAUACCCUAAUCAGAACAUAGCCUUGGUACUCAAGUUGAUAUUUGAUGUUGGUGAAAUGUAUGAAAUACAAAUUAACUUAAGUAAACUCUUAAAAUUUUCAAAACGAAUUUAUCCAUAUCUCGCAUACUCAACAAAUCAGUUUGAUAGUUGUAAGAAUGCAUGUGUGGAUUUAUCUAGCGAUAAUAUGAAGAAAUUGGUAUUGUUUGACUUUUUCAACAUCUUUGUGUCUGAUGUUGGUUGUAACGAACUCAGAUAUGAAAUCACCUAUGCCUUUUCGAAACUUUUAAACCUACAAAUCGGUGAGCUGAAUGAAGUUUUCCAGUCAUUUAGAUUAUUAAAAAGAUUUGUUUCGAAUAAUAGUAUAUAUCCCAUUAAGGAUAAUCAACUAGAUGAAAGAAUUUAUGAUGAGAUCGUGAAAAACGAAGAAUAUAAUAAUGAAAUAUUGAAGAUGAUAUAUAGCUCAUACGUAAGGAACGAACCAGUAUUGUUGGUGGGUGAAACAGGAACAGGUAAGACCGCAUUAAUACAAAAGUUUGCACAAAUCACCGGAAACGUGCUGAAGGUGUUUGUGUUCUCAGAAAAUUCAGACUCGAACGAUCUUUUGGGUAAUUUCAUGCCCAAGAAUAUUAACCCGGAAGAAGGAGGCCAAGAGAAAGUAAAAUACGUGUUCAACGAUGGAAUUCUACUGGAAUGCAUAAAAAACGGUUACUGGCUGUUGCUGGAUGAAAUUAAUUUAUCGCAGUACGAUUUGUUGUAUAAACUGUACUCACUGCUAUCAAGUGUUUAUUCUAAUCAAAAAUUGGGUUCCCAAGAUGAUCAAGAAAAUAAAAUAUACUUAGACCUGUACGAGUAUAUAAACCAAAGAGUGGAGGUUAAUAGAAAUUUCCGCUUGUUCGCAUGUAUGAACCCACCAAUAAUUAAAAAGAACAAAAUUAUCAAAGUUAACAGUGGUAAGAAGAACCUCCCCCCAAACUUAAUGAAGUUAUUUACGACAAUAUAUGUGGAUCCUAUAAAGAAGUACGACGACCUGCUUAGAGUGGCAAACUGCUAUACUGGACACCUAAAAAUUAAUUUGGGAGAGUUGUGCAAGUUUUACAUUCGUGUUAGUGAAAUGGUGGAACAAUGCGAAAUAGAGGACGGAGCCCAUAAUUUGCCUAAUUUCACACUAAGAAAUUUCGUGAGAAGUGUUUUGUAUAUUGUAAACAAGUUAACAAGAGAGUUUAAACCAGUUAAUAACUUGAAUAAAUUAAUAUUUGAUAGCAUAUACGCAAACUUUCUGUCAACCCUGGAACAAAAUUCCAUCAAUAAAUUAAUUGAUAUAUUACCAAGUGGAUUGUCAAGAUAUUAUCAGUCACAGACUAAUGGCAGUUGUGAUAACAACUCAAGUAAGGAAGUUGACAGUAUUAUCAUGGGCAAUGAAAAGGAAUACAUAAAUAUAUGUAACUAUUGGAUCAAAUUAGGAGGUUAUAAAGAGACAAAUACGCUUAAUGUUAAAACGUUAAAAGAACAUGAAAAUUCGGAAGAAAACUUUGUAAUAUGCAGUAAUAAUGUUAAUUAUCUUGUUAAGCUGGUAAGAAUAAUCAGCGGAUUGAAGGUCCCGAUUUUGCUGGAGGGCCCAACAGCGGCAGGAAAGACGUCGAUUGUGACCUAUCUGUGCAAGUUGACAAGAAACAAGUGUGUAAGGAUUAAUAAUUAUGAUAAUAUUGAUAUAACGGAUUACAUCGGACAAUACCACUUCAUAAAUGGAAAAUUGGUAUUUCAGUACGGACUAUUGGUGAUAGCAAUGAAAUAUGGAUACUGGGUCAUACUAGAUGAGCUGAAUUUGGCGUCAUCAACCGUUUUGGAAUGCUUAAAUCGUAUAUUGGACGAUAAUAAGGAGAUAUAUAUCAGCGAAACCAACGAAGUCAUAAAGUGUCACGAAAAUUUUAUGUUAUUUGCUACUCAGAACCCGUGUGAUUCUAUAUAUGGAGGAAGAAAACAGCUGUCGAGCUCAUUUAAGAACCGUUUUAUACAAAUUUAUUUUGAUGAGAUCAGAAACGAAGACCUGAAACUAAUACUUUACAAGAGGUGUGAUUUGCCAAUAACAAAGUCAGAUUUGAUAGUAAGGAUAUAUAAUAACAUAAAAUCGACCACAUUAAACUCAAUAUUCUUCAACAAGAAUCAAAUAUUAAUCACGAUAAGAGAUCUAAUAAAGUUGGCAAACAGGUUAACCAAUUACACAAAUAAUGAAGUAGUUGGAAAAAAGCUGUUGUAUAACGAGGCAUUGAUUGUGUUUUACUAUGUAUUGAUAUGUGAAAAGUUGUAUAACCAGAAUGAAAAAUCAUUACUAUUCAGUACAAUAAUAGGGUCAAUUAAUAGCCAAAAUUUAAAUCACAAAGUGGAUAAUAGUUUGGAGUCCAAAAAUAAUAGAAUCAAUGAUAAAAAGAAAAGAUUAUAUGAUAUUGAUGAGGUUGAAAAGAGUUAUGUAGAGUUAUUAAGAGCAAGUAAACACUUUAAAGUGGAAGAGUUGAGACAGUUUUUUGUUGAUAAUAACUAUUAUUGGAUUGAUGGGUAUACUGACCGCAUAGUGUAUCUGGUGACGGAGGCUUUAUUGAAUGGAGAACAUGUUCUUCUGGUGGGUGAAACAGGUAUAGGAAAAACAACAAUAGUGCAGUUAUUGUCCAAGUUUUUCAACACAAAACUAAACAUUUUCAAUUGUAACUUUAAUACGGAUACGGUAGAUUUUAUUGGGUCAUUUCUUCCAACAGAUCGAACUGAAGGCCUGCCAAAUUUUAUUUGGAAAAAUGGCAAGUUAAUAGAAAGCAUGAUCAAUGGAGAAUGGUUUCUGUUCGAUGAAAUUAACCUUGUGCAAGAUUCUAUACUGGAGAAAAUCAACUCGAUCCUGGAGUUCAACUCAUACAUAAUAUUAAAUUCGGGUACAGCAACAUGUAACAGUGUAGAAUCCUGUUCACAAUUUAACGGAGUAAAUGAUAUGGAAUAUGUGUAUAGUAAUAAGAAUUUCCGUGUAAUAGGGACAAUGAACCCAGGAAAUGAUUUUGGAAAGAAGGAACUUUCUCCAUCAAUAUCCAAUAGAUUCACCGUAAUAUAUCUUCCAACCAUUGAUAUCACAAAUUCUGAUAUUUUGUACAAUAUUAUACUACAACAUAAUAGAAAUUUAACACCAGUGAUUGAAGAUUGGUUAAUUAGGUCAAUUGUGCAAAUUCUCAACUUAGUUUCAAAUCGUCUCCAUAAAGUCACCAUAGGUGUUACCUCAGAUAGGCUCACAAUAAGAAAUAUAAUAAUAUGGACAAAAUAUUAUUACAACACUCUAUCAAGGCAAAUUGAUGUUGACAUAAAUGACAAGAUUACAAUAUUUAUUGAUGGAUUGUACAUUUCAAUACUGAACUCCAUGAAAAUAGACUUGAAUAUUGUAGAGAUCGAAAAUAUUAUAUUAAACUCCCUGGAAAUUAAUACUAAUGAAGUUCACUGUAAAUCCGAUCCAACCUUUGGUUUAAUGAAAAAUGUUAAUAAGGGACUAGUAUACUAUAUGGAAAGAUGUAUAGAGAAUAUACCAGACAUAAAUAUACUGUUGGAAGGGAAUCCGGGUAUAGGAAAAACAUAUAAUUUCUACAAAGUAGCGAAAAAAUACAAUAAAAAGUUAAUCAGCGUUAAUUUAAAUGAAUUUACUGAUAUAAUUGAUCUGUUAGGCUCAUUUGUACCAGGUGAUCGAAAUGAUAACGAAGAAAUAAGCUUCGUAUGGAAAAAUGGACCAUUGUUGGAGUGCGUGAUAAAUGGGUAUUGGGCAUUGUUAGAUGAAUUGAAUCUAGCAUCAUCAGAAAUUAUAGAAGGAAUAAACUCAAUCUUGGACUACAGAAGAGAAAUUUACAUACCCGAGAUUAAUAAAACUAUACCAUGUCACAAGGAUUUCCGUCUGUUCGCAACACAAAAUUCAAUAACAUCAAAUUAUAGAAAACAACUCCCACAAUCACUCUUAAACAGAUUCAUUGUAUUCAAAGUACAAGAUUUGACACAUGAUGAUUAUCGAUCAAUUUUAGUGAAAAAAUACCCAACACUGGACCAUUUGAUCCCCAAGUACAUUGAACUCAUUGCUACAAUUAAUAAUGAAAUAACUCACUCUGGCUCUGAAGAUUAUUCGGAUAAAGUUGGUUUGCUCCACAAUGUCUUACUAUACAAUAUAAGGGACUUGAUUAAUAUACUCAACCUUAUCCAACACUAUAACGAAGCUGUCUCUAUUGAUAUUAACAUUAAUUAUAAGUUGAACACAAAUAUAUUGAGAAGAUUAAAGAGUAGACUGGAACUAAGUAGUGCUUUCCCUAAAAAGUCUUUUUGUGAAGGAGUUCCACCCAUUGAAAUAAUAGAUUACCUAGAUGUGUACAAUAACCUGAUUUUGCUCUACAAGUUCAAAACACCAGUUCUAUUCCUGUACAAAGGCACUAAUAACAUUGUCCAAAUUAUAAAAAAUUACAACAGGUUGAUUGAUGUGAAUUUAGAAGAGAAUGGAGAUUUAAAAGAAAAGGUACAUUUAUUAAAUUUGUAUGAAAAUAAUGAUGUUAAUGACAUAAUUGGAACAUACGAACAGAUAAACAACCUUUACGCCCAUAACAAUAUUGUCCAACUGUACAAUAAUUUAUUGAGUAAAAUUAAAAAUAGGGAUUUUUACAUACAGUUUGUACUGAGAAAUGGUUAUCAGGAUUAUAUACUUGAUAGUGACGAGUUUUUAACACACAUUAUAGAGUUAUGCGAUCAUAUAAGAGGGCUGGAACUGGGGGAUGAAGUAAAUCAAAUACUAGGAGAUAUGGAUGAAAAUAUUAAGUUGUAUGAUAGGAAAACAGUUACGUACAAGUGGAUAGAUAGUGAUCUAAUCAAGUGUAUGGAAAACGGACAUUGGUUAAUCAUUAAUAACAUACACCUGAUAAACAGUUCAUUGUUGGACCGUCUUAACUCAUUGCUAGAUAAUUAUUACUCACAGUCAGACAAUUCGGAACUUGGAAACUUUGAAACUUUUAAUAUAAAUGAGUGCGGUUAUAACAGACAAGUAAAGGUUAAUGAAAACUUUAGGAUCUAUUUUAUAAUAGAUAGCGAUUAUUUAUAUAAAAUUUCAAACUCAUUCCUUAACCGCUGUGUACACUUAAAUAUUAAAAACUAUGAGUUUUUGCACAAUGAAAAAUCAAUAUUGAUGGAAAACAUAUUAAAAGGCCUUUAUGGUACUGUGAGUAUAGAAAUAUAUGUGUAUGAAGUCUAUUCAAUAGUAAAUAGAAUAAAGAAAAUUAGAGAUGUAGAUGUAAUGAUCACCAUAACAAUACUGUAUCUAAUUUUGAGUAAAUUGUAUGAGCUUAAUGAUCUAUUUUUGUCAUAUUUCAUUCGAUUCUACACAAACACAGAUGAUUUGACUCAAAUAUUUCAUCAAAUAAUUGAAAAAUACUAUCCAAAUUUGUGUGAUGUUGAUCUGUUAUCAGUUGGUGAUGCUAUAAUAAAUUACCUACUGAACAUAGAUAAUAAAUACUAUAAACUGUUAAGAGAAUACCUGAGGAUACUGGUAACAAGUAGUCAUGAUUUUUAUUCCCUGGAUAUUCACUUAAUUCAUCUGUACAAUAGCGUUGUUUGUGGUGGAAUUGAAACUGACAUAAUUAUCCCUACAUUUGAUCGUAUUAAUGAGGUCGAUUUGAGCUGUAGUGAAAACUUUGAAGUUUUUACCAACUUAACAGGUAAUGUCCAAGUCGCAAAGAUGGUUAGUGAAGGAAUUGAAACCUACUCAAUUAUAUGGUACAUAAACAAAUACUAUGGCUGUUCCAAUAUAACUUUGUUGAUACUCAUUUUAAGUAAUAACGAAGUAUUAAAGAAUAAUUUGAACCUUAUAGAUAAUAAUGAUUUCAUCAACACACUAUAUUACAUUUCAUUCUUGAAUUUGGAAUGUGCACGUGAUAAUUCCCAUUUGUUGGUUAAUUCUUUGAACGAUUCUUUCCUAGAUGUUAGCUACAUAACAUACAAUGAGCUUCUAAAAUAUAAUAUAAAAUGUAAUGAAAAUGAAAUAUACAGUGUAAUAAAUGAAAAUAAACAGCCACAUUUGGAUUUGUUGAGUUUAUCCUUAAGUUCAGUGGAAUUGGAAACUAUGUCAACCAACGUGGACGAGUCCAGCAUUUAUUACCACAAUUUGUUGUAUAUAAUCUAUAUAAUUUAUAGAAAUUACUUCCUGGAUCUCAAAGAUUAUAACUAUCAUAAAAUACUUAAAUAUGUUGGGAAAAUUGAGAUUGAAAACGACAUAAUUAAAAGCAUUAUAGAGGAGAUAAGAGUAUAUCUGCGAGCAGGAAAAAUUGUUAACUUGUACAACUUGCUCUUUUAUGCGUUCCACUUCCCAAAUACCAUCAACACUGAAAAAAAUCAUGGAAUACUUUACUACCUCAACCUUUUACUUCAUAACAUGGAACAAGAACCCGAUAAGUCUCCAUCCAAAAGCUUGUUGUGCCAUUAUUUUGGAUAUAUAAACGAAACUGAAGAUGCAAAUAUAGAAGAGAUGACAUAUAACGUAGAAUAUGAGUCUGAAAAGGUUUAUAAAACCUUGAUAUUUAUGUAUAUUCUGUUUAGCGUAGAUUCUUCCCAAUUCAAAUCUGAUAUUAAGUGUCUUUUGUCACAAAAAUAUAAAGUAAUAUUCGGCUGUUGUCAGGGAAGAGAUGAAUAUGAAAGUGUAAAUUAUGAGCUGUUUGGAGAACAAAAUUGCAAAGAGAAUGAAGUUUUGAAUUGUUUGAAUAAAAUGAAUAAAGAAAACUCGAGUGAUGUUCUUUAUAGGGUUUUGAAAAUCUUGGUGGAACAUAAUUUGAAAAUUAUACCAAAUAUUAGUUUGUAUAUUCAAGAAAUGGAAAAUCAUUAUCAAAGACAAUUCGAAAUCUACAAGAAAAAUGAAUUUAAACAAAUCUCCAACACAUUCAAUAUUUUAGAUUCGUUAUCAUUGGGAUACGCUAAGAAAGUCCCAGAGGUUAUUAGCAGUACUUUGGAUUCUGAGGGGAAAAUGGAAAGUGAAUUACACUGUAAAAAGAACGAAAGUAGCAUUAUAAAAUUGAUAUAUAGUUUUAUAACUGAAUACAACCAGUUUAUUACCAAUUUGAACUCAAGAACAAUUGGUGCAAACAUCAACUCCACUAACGAAGUCUCAACCACCACAAAUCUGCUACUUGAUAGUAUUAAGAAUUUCAUAAAUUACACAGUUAAUAAGUAUAAAAUUAUUCAAGACGUGAUAAUUUAUCCGAUUCUAAGCUUGAAUUCACUUAAACUAUACUACUCAAACUAUAGUAGUGUUUUGGCCCAGAAUGGAAAGAUAAGUAUGGGAAAAUUCUAUCGGUUUGGCAUAAACGUAAAUAUAAAUGACUUGUUGGGUAGUAAUGAGAUGCUUAAACUGCUAUUGAAUAAUAGUAAAAUGCUAGAAUAUUACCUUUUCAUCCUAUACUACAACUAUAAGUUAAAGUAUUGUGGAAACCAAAUUAAUGGUGUUCAUAUUCUCAAUAUAUCAAAAGCAGCAAUUAUGAAUCAACCCUCUGAGGGAUGUAUAUUCAAUGAGAAAAUGGUUCAAAUCAUAUUAGAAAAUCAGUUAACUGACGAGUACUAUGUCAUAUCCUGUUUACUCUUUCUACUUAACUUGAAUGUUAACCCCAAUAAUAAAUUCAAUAAUGUAAUAAUACAUUCUUACAGUCAUAUUCACAACAGCAUUGAGAAUGCUAAAGAAGAUAGUUCUAGUAAGAAAACUGAAUCAAUUGGAAGAAUAUGUGUUUCAUUUAAUAUACUGUUCAGUGACAUAAUGAAAAUAAUAGGUUCAGAAGAGAAGGUUUGUAGCUCCAUCCUUUCAUAUUUACUGAAUAACAGUUGUCUGAAUGUGUUUUUGAUUGAUGGAGUUCUAACAAUCUUCAGAUGUUUGGAUAAGAAUUUGGGUCAUUGUAUAGACUUUGUAAAUCUAUUUUUUUCUAAAAUUAAACAGGCAAUUUACCAAAAAGUUAUUCAAUCCAUGCAAAAGGGUAAAAACUCCGUUAAUAGUUGUAAAAAAAGGAUUAACGGUGUUAAAACAGUUGAAAAGUUUAAUACAUUUAAUAAGGGAGAUGAUAGUGAUAACCUGGAAAAUUUGAUUGAAAUCUGUCAAAACGCAAUUAAUUCUGAAUUGUCAGAGAAAAAUCUAUCACACAUUUACAAAUCUCAAGUGUUACCCAAUGAUAAAAAACAGUAUAUAAGUACAGAAUUGAAGCUUCUACAAGAUUCUGGGUUACAUUUAAAUGGAUUGAAUGUAGAUAAGGAAAUUAGUGAUGAGUCAGAAGUCGAGUGUAUAAUUGGGAUGUUAAUUGCCACAUAUAGUAAUGUUUUGGAAAAUUUCAGCAAGAUGAAUACUAAUGAGCAUAAACGUGUAAUAUCACUAACUUUGAAUGCGUUGCAAGAUUGCUACAACUUUAAAAACAUCAAUAAUCAAAUUGACGUAAACUAUGUUAUUAAUCAUGUCACUACCAGUAUGACUACAAACAAGGUCUUUGAUUCUUUAGCGACACUUUAUAACAUAAGUUAUAUAACAUCACAACCUGAAUUGAAUUUCAACAAUGAGCUAUUUUACAAUGUAAUAGAGACUAAUUUUAAACUACUGAACAUUGUAUUACGGCUGUUUGAAUUAGUUGCAAGCGAUCCUACUGAUAAUAGUGUUGGUAACUCAGACUUUCAUUAUGACUUAGUUUUAUGCACUAGACAAUAUAAUAUAAUGAGUAAAAAUAGCAAAACUGACAUGAAUAACGGUGUUGAUAAGAGUAAAAAGAUGGUUGAAGAUCUUGAGGAUACAAACGAACUGAUGAAGAGUAUGGCAAAGUUGCAAAAACUAAGUAUUAAUAAGGAACCAGAAUCUAAAUCUGGUGUUUUGACAAAUGGGAAAAUUAAAAGUAGAGUAGAUUUGGAUGUAAAAGUUUUGAAUUACUUAGUAAAGCUAAUGUAUCUGUACUUAAUAAUCCCAGAUGAGGAACAACUGGACGAAGACCAAAGAGAAGUAAAGGAAGGAGAUAUAGAGCAGGGAGGUGUAGGAUUAGAUAACGAAGUGGGAAUUAAGAAUAUAUCAAAUGAUGUAGAAGAAAAGGAGUUACAGCUUAAUCAGGAAGAAAUAGGAGAAAAUGAGGAGUUGGACGUGGAAGAUUUUGAAGAUGAGAAUAACAUAGACAUAGACGAUGAUAUAAACAAAGAUUUGGAAGAUUUAGUAGAAGAUAUUGAUAUGGACACGGAAGAUAUAGAACAAAUGGAGGGAGACCCAAAACUAGAGGAUAAGGACAUUCAGAGUGUCAAUGACUCUGAUGAAGUAAAGGAAGUGGAUUUGGAUGAAACUAAUAAUUUAGAAGAUGACUUAGAAGAAUCAAUAGAUAAUGUUGAGAAGGAGAUUGAAGAACAUUUAAACCCGAUAGACCAAGAACAGGAUGAAAAAGAGGAUGAAUUUGAUGAAGCAGAACAAAUGGGGGAAGAGGAACAGCAACUAGAAGAGGAGGAAUUAGUAGAAAACACAGAUGUAGAUGAAUAUAAAGCAUUUGAUGAGAAGGAAGAAAAGGGAGGAAAUGUCACAGGAUUGAAAGAAGAUCCAUCUGAGGGCUCCAAAGAUGAAACUCUUAAUGAAAAAGAUGUGAAUGAAGGAGUUGGUGGUUUGACUAAUGAACUCGAUGAAUCAGCUGAUGUUGAUGUUGAUGUCAAUACCCUAAAACAAAAUAAUGAUAACACAUUGGGUUCCACCGAUAAUGACAAGUUACAAUUGGACGAAAAAGAGAGGAAUAACUUGGAACCAGGCGAAUCUGGAAAGUCAUUGAAUGAAGCAAAAGGUAAAAGUUCAGAGAAUAGAGAAGAAAACGACUCAUUAAAUCCAUUCAAAUUAUGUCCAACUGAUGAAAUUGAAGAAACCCUACAAACGAAUGACUGUGAAAUGAUAAUAAACAAUUUAUUAUACCAGUUAAAUAUAAUAUUGGAGUAUAACAAGUGCAGUGGUUUUAAGGGUUAUUAUAAGUAUGGUAAAAAAAUAAGCAUCAAGCGGUUGAUGGGUUUUAUUGCCACAAACUACCAAAAUUCUAAAAUUUGGCUGAAAAGACUUAAAAAAACACAGAGAAACUAUUACAUACAACUGGCUAUAGAUAACACAAAAUCAAUGAAAUCAAUUUCAAACAUAACAUUACAGACCAUAUAUAUCAUAUACCAGGUAUUUAAGCCCAAUCCACACAUUGUCUUAGGCCUUAUACAAGUUAAACAUUACAAAGUUAAAUAUUAUCAAAUUUGGAGCGUAAGUUUACUAUCACAAUAUAAUUAUAAAUAG
This is a messenger RNA of Theileria annulata, 11742 nucleotides long. RefSeq lists its product as uncharacterized. Gene Ontology annotation, biological process: rRNA processing; ribosomal large subunit assembly. Bases 1 to 11742 code for a protein of 3913 amino acids. The transcript is spliced from 7 exons. Gene Ontology annotation, molecular function: ATP binding; ATP hydrolysis activity. Lineage: Eukaryota; Apicomplexa; Aconoidasida; Piroplasmida; Theileriidae. The record is from RefSeq and is a predicted model, not a curated record. Gene Ontology annotation, cellular component: preribosome, large subunit precursor.